UUUAGCUUCUUGGACAGUCAAGUAGUGUACUUUAUGUUUUUGCUUUGUACUCAACCUCACUCCACACUCCUCACUCAACUCCAAAUGCCCACAUUGCCUAAACUCCCAACGGUCAGGUCAAUCUUCUUCUUUAGUUUAGCCUCACUUUAACUCCCACUUCUUCUCCUUGUUCUUAGAUCUUCCAUUUUCAGCUUCAACUCGAUGGAGAAACCUCUUGAACUAGCACGUUCCAAGGACCCAAAGGGCCGAGCAGCAAAAGCAGAGCUUCUUCAUUCCCUUCUCCAGUCUUCGACCAAACCGUUGUCUUCCUCUGACGUGGCAUCUCUGGUGUCAACUUGCCUUGACCUUCUCGACGACCCAUAUAACUUAAAGGCCUCUUUGGGAGCUCUACAGUGUUUAGCAUCUGCAGCCGUGCUCUCAGCUGACCAUUUGAAGCUACAUUUUGAUGGGGUUUUGCCUGCUGUUGUGGAGUGCUUAGGGGAUGACAAUCAGCCUUUACGUGAUGCAGCUAGAGGGUUGUUGCUGACUUUCAUGGAGGUUUCUUCUCCAACUAUCAUUGUUGACAAAGCUGGGCCUGUCACUUGGGUGCAUAACAACUGGAGAGUUCGUGAAGAGUUUGUGAGGAUAGUCACUUCUGCUGUCACUGUUUUUGCAUCGGCGGAGUUUAUGAAGGCUAUUCUUCCUCCUAUUUUACAGGUGUUGAAUGACUCAACUCAGAGCAUUAGAGAAGCUGCUAUGUUGUGCAUUGAGGAAAUGUAUAUGCAGUUUGGGCCUCAAUUUCGUGCUGAACUCCAGCAACACAAUCUUCCUUCAUCAGUGUUAGGAGAUGUUAAUAUCAGACUGGAGCAGAUAGAGCCGAAGGUUUGCAGUUCUGAUGGACUUGUGUGCCAUACUUCUCCUGAUGGUGUUGACUUGGUCAAGGUGAACCAAGCAGAGAGCAGUUCUAUGACAAAGAGUUCUGUUAAAGAGAUAUCUGUUUCUGGAGGAGAGAUUGACUUGAUAGAUAAACCAGUAGUUCCAGUUACUUUAUACUCUGAAAAGGAGCUGAUAAGAGAAAUGGAGAAGAUUGCAUGUAUGCUUAUGGCGGAAAAUGAUUGGUCUGUUCGAAUAGCUGCCAUGCAGCAAGUUCAAGCUCUUGUCAUUGGAGGUGCUGUUGAUUAUCUGUGCUUCCAUGCUCUCUUGAAGCAACUAGUUGCACCUCUUUGCACGCAGUUAUCUGAUCGAAGGUUGAGCAUUUUAAAGCAGGCCUGUCAUCUCUUAAGCUUCUUAUCGAAAGAGCUAUUGGGAGAUUUUGAGGCUUGUGCAGAAAUGUUUGUGCCGGUCCUUUUCAAACUGGUUGUUAUAACUGUUCUUGUAAUUGCUGAAUCUGCGGACACCUGCAUAAAAACAAUGCUGCGUAGUUGCAAAGUUUCCCGUGUGCUUCCUCAAAUAGUUGAUCAUGCAAAGCAUGACCGUAAUGCAGUUCUCCGUGCUAGAUGCUGUGAGUACUCGCUUCUGAUGCUAGAAUACUGGGCUGAUGCUCCGGAGAUACAGAGAUCAGCUGAUCUUUACGAGGAUCUCAUACAAUGCUGUAUAGCAGAUGCAAUGAGUGAGGUACGGUCAAAUGCUCGACAUUGCUACAGAAUGUUCAAGAAAACUUGGCCAGAACGUUCUCUGCAACUAUUUCAGUCCUUUGAUCCUGUCAUCCAAAGGAUUAUAAAUGAUGAAGAUGGGGGCACGCAAAGACGCCAUCCUUCUCCUUCAGUUCGAGGAAGGGACUUGCGUAAAUGCCAUAAGGCUUUUCAAGUAGCUACUUCUACAAAUUUAUCUGAACCUGGAACUUCUCUGCUUACCACAACCGAUAGGAGUAGGGCUGUACCUGUAGGUGUUCCUCUAUCCUCUGGCCCAUUUUCCUCAGAGGUAAAGUCACUCGGAAAUGGUACUGAAAGAAGUUUUGAGAACAUGCCACGUGCAAACAAACAGAGGGUGCCUGCCAUUCAAAACAUGCUUGCUGGUUUAGAUAUAUCUGAGGAACUCAAUUUUCAAAAGAAGCGAUUAGCUAGCUUGGAUUUAGGAGUUGACCCUCCUUCAGCUCGUGGCCUCCCAUUUCCCCCAGUUGUUACUGCUUCAGCUCUUGCUACAAAUGCUAUUUUCACUGAUUCAACUGCAUCAACCAUUAAAGCUGUUUCAUCUUUGAAUGCAGGGAAGCAAGCUUCUGAGAGACUGGGAGGUGGUUCUAUGGAAGAGCACACUGAUGACAGGUUUGCCAGAAAAUCAGUAAAUAAUCAUAUUGACAGACAGUAUGUAGACACAUCUUCCAAGGAUUCCAACUUUAGGAACUCUCAGGGCAAUACUAUUCCUAACUUCCAAAGGCCUCUUUUAAGAAAGAAUAUUUCUGGUCGAGUUUCUGGAAACAGCAGAAGCUGUCUCGAUGAUAAUCAGAUAUUACCUGGUGAAAUGUCAAACUAUUUGGAUGGUCCAGCAUCACUCCAGGAGGCUCUGGCAGAGGGUCUAAGUCCUAGUUCUAAUUGGUCUGCUAGGGUUGCUGCUUUUAAUUAUAUUAGAAGUCUGUUGCAGCAGGACCAAAAAGGUAUCCAAGAAGUUAUACAGAAUUUCGAGAAAGUCAUGAAGCUGUUUUUCCAACACUUAGAUGAUCCCCACCAUAAAGUUGGACACGCUGCUCUCUCAGCCCUUGCAGAUAUAAUUCCAGCUUGUAGAAAACCUUUUGAAAGUUACUUGGACAGAAUCUUACACCAUGUGUUUUCAAGAUUAAUUGAUCCCAAGCAGUUAGUUCGGCAGCUUUCUGUAAUGAAUUUGGAAGUUGUGAGCAAGGCCUAUGGCAUAGAUUCUCUUUUACCUGCUUUGCUUCGUGCAUUGGAUGAACAGAGAUCACCAAAGGCAAAACUGGCUGUUAUAGAAUAUGCUAUUGGUUCCUUCAAGAAAAAUGCUAUGAAUUCUGAAGGUGCUGCUAAUAGUGGCAUUCUAAAGCUGUGGCUUGCUAAAUUGAUACCUUUGGUCUAUGAUAAGAACACAAAACUGAAGGAAGCAGCCAUUUCUUGCAUUAUAUCUGUACAUACUCACUACGAUUCAAUCGGUGUUAUAAACUACAUCAUGUGCAUGUCAGUUGAAGAGCAAAAUUCUCUAAGGCGAGUUCUUAGGCUGCAAACUCCUCGAAUCGAAAUGGAUCUUAUGAACUUCUUGCAGAACAAGAGAGAGAGGCCACGUCCCAAAAACAUUUAUGAGCUAUCUGAUGUUGGGCUUUCUCCUGAUGCUGAAUAUACAGGUGCAUUGAAGAAAGCUAACUAUUUUGGAAGGUAUUCUUCUGGUUCUAGUGAUACCGAUAAUAGCAAGAAGUUGUUCACCAUGCAAGAACCAGUGCGAAUUUUAGAACCUAUUGCUCAAAAAGUAUCCAACGAAGCUGAUGAACAUUUACAUUGGAAUCUUGAAGGCAGCUCCAAUAAUGUAAUUAUUUGCAGUGCCACUGGUGCUGGUGAAAAGGCAGAAUCCCCUCUGAGCCACCCUGACAAUGUUGAUUAUGAAAAUAUUAUGGAUAAUUACUUGCCUUCAUCAUGUUUUGACACAAAUAUGGUGACAAGUUCUAAUCAUCCUGGAGUAAGCAGUUCCAAUGUUGAUAGUGACACUUUGGUUGAUGUCAAUCAUAGCAGUGAGAACUCCAUGAAUACUAAGUUUGGCUCUUCUCUAAAAUUGCGUAUCAGCAUUCCUCAAAUUCUUCACCAGAUUUCUAACAAUAAUGAGAGUGCAGCCAUUAGAAAGCAGGCACUUCAGCAACUCAUAGAGGCUUCCACAGAUACUAACUAUUCCAUAUGGACAAAGUAUUUCAAUCAGAUUUUGAAAGCUGUUCUUGAGGUGUUGGAUGAUCCUAACUCUUCAACCAGGGAAGUCACCUUGCAGUUAGUAACUGUAAUGGUGAACAAACAGAAAGAUGCAAUGGAAGAUUCUAUUGAAAUUGUAAUAGAAAAGUUACUUCAUAUUGCUAAGGAUGCAGUUUCCAAGGUUUCUAUUGAAGCAGAGAAAUGCUUAUCUAAUAUUUUAUCAGAAUAUGAUCCUUUCCGAUGUCUGAGUAUAACUGUACCCCUGUUAAUCGCUGGAGAUGAGAAAACUCUUAUUAUUUGCAUCAAGACAUUAACAAAGCUCGUUCGCCGGCUUUCUCAAGAGGAACUACUGGCUCAGCUUCCUUCGUUUUUACCAAUUCUUUUUGAUGCAUUCAGCAAUCAGAGUGCUGAAGUUCGCAAGACUGUUGUUUUCUGCCUGGUCGACAUUUAUGUCAUGCUCGGGAAGGCGUUCCUGCCAUACUUGCAGGAUCUCAACGGUGCCCAGUUGCGUCUAGUGACUAUUUAUGCCAACAGAAUUGCACAGGCCAGGAAAGGAACUUCUGUUGAAGCAAUCAAUGGCCAGCAGUUGGAAUCUGUGAACUAGGGUUUUGUACUCUUCAUUCAAUUAAUUUUAUUUGCAUUUUUGUACAUGUGUAUUGGUCUGCUUGUGCUUUCCAGUUGCAAUAGAAAGGUGAAAAUCUAGAAAUAGUGUGUAAUUUUUGUGAAUUGGAACAGGACUGGGGUUGACCUCUUUUCCUUCUAACACAAGAAAGUGUUCUCUGGCUUGACUCUAGCAUUGCUUUUGUAGUUUGUUGUGGAGUGCAAUAGAACUUGCAACUUAA
Theobroma cacao (cacao) is the source of this 4654-nucleotide messenger RNA. RefSeq names its product CLIP-associated protein-like. Gene Ontology annotation, molecular function: microtubule binding. Gene Ontology annotation, biological process: microtubule cytoskeleton organization. The record is from RefSeq and is a predicted model, not a curated record. Lineage: Eukaryota; Viridiplantae; Streptophyta; Magnoliopsida; Malvales; Malvaceae. Gene Ontology annotation, cellular component: cytoplasmic microtubule.